Macrosiphum euphorbiae (potato aphid) is the source of this 834-nucleotide messenger RNA. Lineage: Eukaryota; Metazoa; Arthropoda; Insecta; Hemiptera; Aphididae. The record is from the annotation of a GenBank genome assembly.
AUGCCUUUAUUAUUUAUCAUUUUUAUGUUAGUGAUAUUGAAAUCUUUUGGAUGUCGUCCGUUGUGCUUGAUGCGCUGUUUUAGUGAAGCAAUUGAAGUUAGUAAAAUUAAACGAAAACAUAGUCGAAAUGUCAAUUAUUACGUGCCUUUACUUUCAGAAGUGAGGCGAGAGUCUAUUAAAAAAAUUGUUUCUUUACAAAUGUCUGGUCGAUAUUUGAGUUGUACCACUAUACUCAGAGAUGGUAACAUUCUUAAAGAUUGGAAAAUGCUUUACAUGCCGGAAGAGAUGAACAAAUUUAAUUUAGAUGAUGUCUAUAACUCUGUUGCGGCACUCAUGAAAGAUUUACCUGAAAGUGAUAUUUACCUAAUUGAGAACUAUGUGAAGAUGCCAAACAAUGUGAAUGUUGCUGGUGCCAAUUUAUUUUACGUUAAACUACAAACACUUGCUAUGCUAAUUGCUCUUAUAAACAGCGGCCAAGCUGUAUAUACCUCAGAUAAUACUCAAGAAUCUAUGAACAAAGUGGUACUAAUGAAAGCGCGUUUGCACGCCAGACUAUUUCGAAUUAUUGUUGGUACAGAAAUCAUUUCAUCGCAAGAUAUAACUGAAAUGAUGCUAAAAGGCAUCUUCCCUGAAUAUAUUACACCUGUUGUACCAGCAAUUGAUGCUAUUUUAACUUAUAGAUCAGUUAAAGAACCAAUUAUAAGAGAACUUAUGUCCAAUGGCCUAAUGUUAGCUAUGUCUUUCAUUGAUCUGGUACUGAAUUCAAAUCCAAAAAGUAUGCAAGCACUUAAUGAAAGUUCUAAGAGGAAAUUAAAAACCACAAAAAAGUUAUAA